AUGGGGCGCCUGGGGGCGGUCUACCGGCGGAAGGGGAACCUGAACAAGGCCAUGGAGUAUUCCCACCUCUGCCUGGCCAUGACCGAGCAGGCGUUGGGGAAGGAGCACGUGGGGACGGCUAUUGCGGCCCACAACCUGGGGUGCGUGCUGAUGCGGCUCCGCGAGCUGCAGAUGGCCAUGGAGGCCUUCGGCCGCGCGGUGGCGGUGCUGGAGGCCAGCAAGGCCGAGCUGGGCGGCGCAGCGCACCCCUUCCUGGCGCGCGCGAGGGAGUCCGUGAGGCUGUGCUCGGCCGCCCUGGAGAGGGAAGGCGCUGACGCCGCGGCCUCUCCCUGA
Molecule: messenger RNA, 333 nt
Organism: Prorocentrum cordatum
Lineage: Eukaryota; Dinophyceae; Prorocentrales; Prorocentraceae
Source: the annotation of a GenBank genome assembly